This is a messenger RNA of Hevea brasiliensis (rubber tree), 3008 nucleotides long. Its product is annotated as scarecrow-like protein 6. Gene Ontology annotation, cellular component: nucleus. Gene Ontology annotation, molecular function: sequence-specific DNA binding; DNA-binding transcription factor activity. The record is from RefSeq and is a predicted model, not a curated record. NCBI's taxonomy places the organism in Eukaryota, Viridiplantae, Streptophyta, Magnoliopsida, Malpighiales, Euphorbiaceae. The transcript has a single exon. Gene Ontology annotation, biological process: regulation of DNA-templated transcription. The coding region runs from base 484 to 2649 and encodes 721 amino acids.
GGAUUGGAGGGCACUUUACCACUUUUAUAUGUUGCACGCAUCCAUAUAGCAGGAAAUAGAACGGAGACAGUACUAAAAAACCAGUAGGAGAAAAGAAAAAAGGAGAGGAAAACCUACCAAAGUUAAACCACAGUACCAAGGGGAGAUAAGGAUGGUUGUUCCAAAAUGAGUUUUUUUAUUUUUUCUUCAUGCACAACAAAAAUUAGAGAGAGCUAGAACGCCCAAGAAAGAAGAAGCUAGGGUGUGUGCUAAAUGGUUUUUCCCCCCCUGACUUCUGCAUGCAUAUAACCAAUUAUCUGGCCCAAAUAUUUUAUUUUAGUUUUCCCAAAUUUUCCAACUUCAACCUCUCUUUUUUUGAUAUUGAAACAUUUUGCCUUUGUAAGGAAAACCUUUGAGUUGUGGGUGGUUCUUGAUUUUGGAAACUGGAGAGUUUCGGUUUCUUGGGAUUCUGGGUCUUUACGUUCUUGUUGUUGAUUUUCUUGGAUGAAGGCCAUGCCCCUACCCUUUGAGGAUUUUCAAGGGACGGGGGUGUUAGAUUUCUCUUCUUCUUCUUCUCCAGAUUCUCUCUCUCAACUACCACCACAAAAUCAACCGCACCAGCAACAGAAGUGGCAAAACAGCAACACCAAAGAAAAUUGCUGCUAUGUGGGCAGUGAGCCCACAUCUGUGCUUGACGCUAGAAGAAGCCCGAGCCCUCCAACAUCCUCUUCAACACUGUCUUCUUCACAAGGCGGCAGUAACGGCGGUGGCGGUGCCUCCACCGAAAACACCACCAGCGCGGCAGCGGCGGUUUCCGGCUAUCCCUCUGUAGAUACAACAACGGAAAAAUGUGGGCAGCUUGGAAUGGAGGACUGGGAGGGGAUAUUGCCUGGGUCUCCUAGUCAAGAACAAUCUAUUUUGAGGCUAAUUAUGGGUGAUGUUGAGGACCCAACUUUGGGAUUGAACAAGCUCUUGCAAAGUGGAACUGCGUCGCAAGAUAUGGAGUUCAAUGAAGGUUUUGGGGUAGUGGAUCAGGGUUUCGGCUUUGAGCCCAUGAAUAGUAGCAGCUUGGUGAACAGCAUUGACCCUUCUGUUCAUGUAACUUCUUCCGAGUUCCCUCUUCUCAGCCACAAUGCUAAGAUUGGUUCGGUAUUGAGCCAAAACCCGAGCCUGGUAAAUCCUACUUCAGCUGGCAACCUAUUGCUGGGUAUGUUUCAACAUCAACAGCUGCCGCCGAUUGAAGCUACAGAGGAGAAGCCGCAGAUUUUCAAUCCACAGGUGAUAACCGACCAAAAUCCAGCUCAGUUUGGCCAGAAUCCAGCUAUGUUCUUGCCGUUGUCAUAUGCCCAGUUGCAGGAGCUUCAUCUCUUAUCGCCGCCGCCAACAAAGCGGCUUAGUUCAGGGCCCAUUGGAGCCAACUAUGAGGUGCCAAAGGUUCCGUUUUCCGAUUCAAAGCCAGACUUUUUUCUCCAACGACAGCAACAGCAGCAACAUCAGCUUCAAAUGCUCCAACAGCAGAGACCAGCAAUGAUGAAGCAAAAAAUUAUGACGGAUGAAUUGGCGGCCCAACAGCUUCAGCAGGCGAUAUUAAACCCAAUAUGCCAGGCAGCAGAGCUGAUCGAAACCGGCAAUCCGGUUCUCGCGCAAGGGAUAUUGGCGCGGCUCAAUCACCAGCUCUCUCUUUCGAUCGGCAAGCCUCAUAUGAGGGCUGCUUUUUACUUCAAGGAGGCCUUGCAGUUACUUCUUCACAUGAACAACACUACCAACCCAUCCAGUGUGUCCACCUGUAGUCUUAUUUCCAAGAUUGGUGCUUACAAGUCUUUCUCUGAGAUCUCGCCGAUUCUUCAGUUUGCCAAUUUUACUUGUAAUCAAGCUCUCCUUGAGGCCUGCGAAGGCUUUGAUAGAAUUCAUGUUAUUGAUUUUGAUAUUGGUUUUGGUGGGCAAUGGGCUUCUCUGAUGCAAGAGUUGGCUAUGAGGGACGGGGGUGUCCCUUCUCUUAAAAUCACUGCCUUUGCUUCUCCUUCCUCACAUGAUGAGGUCGAACUCAGUUUUACUGAAGAAAAUUUAAGAAUUUUCGCUAGUGAAAUCAACAUGCCAUUCGAGGUUGAAAUUUUAGGCCUUGAAUCUUUAACUUCUGGUUCUUGGUCAUUGCCUCGUCGUGUAUCAGAGACAGAAGUAAUUGCUGUGAAUCUUCCGAUUGGGCCCUUUUCAAAUUACCCGUCAUCUCUUCCAGUGGCUCUUCGCUUUGUGAAGCAGCUCUCACCUAAAGUUGUGGUCUCUUCGGACAAGGGCUGCGACCGAACUGACCUGCCUUUCGCCCACCAUGUAAAUCAUUCUAUUCAAUCUUAUUCCAGCCUGCUUGAAUCUUUGGAAGCUGUGAAUAUGAACCUUGAUGCGCUGCAAAAGAUUGAGAGAUUCUUGGUUCAACCCGGUAUUGAAAACAUUGUAUUGGGUCGUCAUCGCCACCCUGAUAGGACUCCUCCUUGGAGGAGUCUGUUUCUGCAGUCUGGGUUCACUCCAUUCCAAUUCAGUAACUUUGCUGAAUCACAAGCUGAGUGUUUGGUGCAGCGAACUCCUGUUAGGGGAUUUCAUGUUGAAAGGAGGCAGUCUUCACUGGUUCUCUGUUGGCAGCGAAAGGAGCUCAUCUCAGCUUCAGCUUGGACGUGUUGAGGAAUUAGAAAUAGCAUUUCAGACAUUGGUUCUACUUCUACCAAUUAGUCAUUAUUGCUGAGUUUCCUCAUAACUUACUGGUUAAUUUCUGAUCUUAAUGAAUUUUUAUUGUCUGCGGUUCUCUUAUGCUAAUUUUCUAUGUGUCCCUAGGCUUAUUGUUUCCAUUCAAGAAACCAAAGUAGUAACUGGAUUGUUGUGUACAGUUCUUGUUCUCUGUCACUUCAGAUAUUGUUUGUAACUGUUGUGGUGCAAUUCCUGUUUAAGGUGGUGAUGGUCUCUUUGUGCCCUUGUCAAAACAGGAUGUGGAAAUCAGAAUUAACCUUUCAAAAUUAAGUCUCUUUUGCCUAUUGGCUACAUAA